CAUGGAUCUCUCGCUUUCUUCGCGUUCCCUUCCCGCUUCCCUGGUACUCAAAUUUCAACAUCGAGCUCUCAUUUCCUAGACUUCGUAUUUGAGGCAACGGAUCCUGAGGGGCUGAAAUAGGCCAAGAUGCUAAUGCAUUUUGACAGACGGAGGUCAUUUGCUGCCUGGCGUUUGAUGUGCUGUCGCGGGCGGGAGUCCCCAUGCGGAAGACACGAUGCUAGAAUUGGGUGAUAGUAAGAGUUUGAGGAUACCCGAUCGGCGUGAUGGUGGUUCAUGCGUCAUGUUCUCAGCUUGACAGGGAUGAAGUUGAAGAUCUCAUCGACGUGUGGCGUCGGGAUGAAUGUGAACAAGUGUGGCUCAGGCCGUCCCUUGACCGUUUCGUGAAGAGUGAGUCGACAUGAAAUGCGUCGGAUGCGGCGGUUCUCAGUCUCUUUCACUGCCACUUUUCGAGGGUAUAGAUCUUUCUUAAUUUCGACUAUCCACGUCCGCAAAACUUACUCAAACCGAAUUAAUCUAUCAAUCUACAACAUGCAUUUCUCAGCUAUUCUCCUCCCUGUCUUCCUCGCCUUCUCCGCCAUUGCCGACCCCCUCGCCUCUAACCCCGAUCCUCUUCCGCAAGGCGUCUCCUAUGCACGCCAAUACCGCCGUGAAGUCUCUCACCUCGCACCUCGUCUUGAUGUGGACCCCAAUCUCGUCUGCGGCUCUGGCUACGACGACUGCAAGAACGGAUGGUGCUGCGGAUCCGGCCAAAGCUGCGCCGGAACCCUGAACUCCAUCCCCGUUUGCAAAGACCCCAACUACACCUUCGGUAUCCUCAAAGGCACCGCCAUCGCCACCCCCUACAAGAACCUCGAAUCCGUCGCUGCAAGCAUGAGCCAGAUCCUGGCUAGCCUGACUGCAGGCCCUGCCGCAGGUGCUGCUGCUACGGGCACUACCGGCGCUGCGGCCGCUUUGAAUGUACCUGGUAACUUCGGGAAGGUGGCAACUGUGGUGUUAGGCGCUUGGGGGUUUGCUGGAUUACUGGGUGCUGGGUGGUUUUUGAUGUAGGAACGGAAUGGUUGAGUGAUGGCAAAGACGAAUUCAAAGAUGGGAAUACUCUGCGUGUGGAGAGAAG
Molecule: messenger RNA, 1114 nt
Organism: Lindgomyces ingoldianus
Lineage: Eukaryota; Fungi; Ascomycota; Dothideomycetes; Pleosporales; Lindgomycetaceae
Exons: 3
Coding region: 403-1047 (214 amino acids)
Source: RefSeq, a predicted model, not a curated record